CCUGGAUGCCUUAUCGCUUUUUAUUCUUGAGAGAUUGUGUUUCCUCUCUCCUUUCUUCCUUGUAUUAUAUUCCUUUGCAUUUUCACGGACUGUCCUAGAGGGAGGGACCCCGUUGUAUUUACGCUAUAUAUCCUUUCUAUCUCGAUUUUCAUCCCAAGUUACGCCCUUUUCAGCUUAUCGGGGCCCUUUUUUCUUUGCUAAAGGCUAGGGACAUUUCCCCGCCAUCGCCUUCGCGAACGAAGGUAUUCGCUUUUUGUUCAGACAACGAACAAAAAAAUCAUUACAACUCUCCACUCUACAGCGUUUGCUAGAAGAUGCCACACUCGGAAUCGCCUGCCAUGCCUACUGCCGUUUCCAAAACACCGUCGUCGGUGCCUCCCACCGCCGAGGAAGUUGCCUCCGUUUUCAACAGUAUCUUCACAGCCGAACAGUCCCAGCAGUCCCUCGAUGGCGCCUACGCUUUGACCAACAUGCUCAUCCAGAGCGUUGGUGUGCAUGGUUUCCAACAAUAUAACAUUCUUCCAGAGGUCAAGAAGGCUGCGCUGGACAAGAAAAAUGGGGCCAAACGUGAGAGUGCCAUGUUGAUCCUUGGCGCUCUCUUCGAGCGAUUCCCCAGAGAACAUCCGCUCAGUGAAGUUGUUUUUUUGCUGCAGGAUGGCGGUGUUCUCAACCUUGCGCUGGACUCGCUGGCCGACAAGGGCGCCGUGGUGCGCGAAGCUGGCCAGUAUGCGAUCGACGCUCUCUUCGCCUGCCUGAAGCCCGAGUCCAUGGCCAACGCUCUCCUCCCCUGCAUCUCCAGCUACCUCAACAAGAGCACUGGUAAGUGGCAGGGCUUUGUCGGUGCCUACGCUCUCAUCGAAAAGAUGGCAGUUAAGGCGCAGAUGGGCACCGGCACACUGGAGGAAGAAAACUCGAAGGAUGUCCUGCGUGAAGCCAUGGGCAAGACCCUCAAGGAUCUCAUUCCCCUUGUCGAGAAUGGUAUGCACGACCUCAAGAACGAAGUCUCCAAGCAGGCCAUCAAGGCUAUGAACGCCUUGACCACUCUUCUGUCCAACGACGAUGUUGCCCCUCGAAUCCCUCUCCUUAUCAAGACUAUGGAGCAGCCGUCGGAGAAGACCCUGCAGCAGGCCAUCCACGCUUUGUCCCAGACCACCUUCGUUGCCAUCGUCACAUCCCCUGUUCUGGCCCUGCUCACUCCUCUGCUGGAGCGCUCGCUCAACUCUCCCAACACCCCGCAGGAGACUCUUCGUCAGACCGUCGUCGUCGUCGAGAACUUGACUAAGCUCGUUCACGACCCCGCCGAAGCCCGUACCUUCUUGCCCAAACUCCAGCCCGGUGUCCAGAAUGUUAAGGACCGUGCCUCUCUCCCUGAGGUUCGUGAAAUGGCUACCGCUGCGCUGGCCGUCGUUGAGAAGGCCAUGGGCGACAGCCACAUUGCCGCUGGAUCUGUCGCGAAGGUUUCCCCCGAAGAGGUCCUCAGCGUGUUGGAAGAGAAGAUCCAGGCACACGGAGGUCCUAUCGCCACCCAGGACGUUACUGUCUACGCUUUGGGUAAGAACUACAUCGCGGAGAUGGUUCGUGAGGAUGUUAACGUCCGGAUGCAUGAUCGCAUUCCCGCUUGCAUCAGCCCUUACCUCCGUGGGUUCCUCAAGGACGAUGCGCAAGAUGCGGUCGCCAACGAGGUGCAAGCCCACUUCAUCGAGGAGGACCACCGAAAGUUUGGCAAGCCGAUCCCGGAUGACCCCAAUGAAGUCGAGAUCGUCAACGCCAACUUUUCCCUCGCGUAUGGUGGUAUGCUUCUGCUGUCCCACACCAACCUUCGUCUUCUGAAGGGCCACCGUUAUGGUCUGUGCGGUCGUAACGGAGCGGGCAAGUCCACUCUCAUGCGCAGUAUCGCAAGUGAUAAGUUGGAGGGCUUCCCGCCGCAAAGUGAAGUCCGGACUUGCUUUGUGGAGCACAACCAGGGCGAAGAUGCCGAUCUGACUAUCGCCGAAUACGUCUCCAAGGACCCAAAGAUUGCUGAAGCAGGCGAAGAGCACAUCAAGAGCGUUCUGCUCGAAUUCGGUUUCACUGAUGGACCAGAAGGUCGCCAGUCACAGCCCGUUGGAUCUCUGUCCGGUGGAUGGAAGAUGAAGCUAGCCCUUGCCCGUGCCAUGCUGAUGAAGGCGGAUGUGCUGCUUCUGGACGAACCGACCAACCACCUGGAUGUUGCCAACGUCAAGUGGCUCCAGGAGUACCUGAAGAAGCACACUGAUAUCACUAGUUUGAUUGUCAGUCACGACUCUGGUUUCUUGGACGAGGUUUGCACCGACAUCUACCAUUACGAGCAGAAGAAGCUGGUUUGCUACAAGGGAAACCUCGCAGACUUCGUCAAGGUCAAGCCAGAGGGUAAGAGUUAUUACACUCUGUCUGCCUCAAACGUGCAAUUCAAGUUCCCUCCUCCGGGUAUCUUGGCCGGUAUCAAGUCGAUGACUCGCUCGAUUCUCCGCAUGACCAACUGCUCUUACACCUACCCUGGAGCCAGCAAGCCUUCGUUGACCGGUGCCUCUCUGUCGCUGACCCUCUCUUCGCGUGUGGCCAUCAUCGGUGGUAACGGAGCCGGAAAGUCGACAUUCAUCAAGAUGCUUACUGGCGAAACCAUUCCCCAGGGCGGAAAGGUGGAGAAGCACCCCAACCUGCGUAUUGGAUACAUCAAGCAGCACGCCCUGGAGCACGUGGAGUUGCACUUGGAGAAGACCCCCAGCCAGUACCUGCAGUGGCGUUACGCCAACGGAGAUGACCGUGAGGUGUUCAUGAAGCAGACCCGUGUCCUCACCGAAGAGGACAAGGCUCAGUUGGCCAAGCCGGUCGAUCUCGGUGAUGGCAGAGGCGCACGACGUAUCGAAACUCUCAUUGGUCGUCAAAAGUGGAAGAAGUCCUUCCAGUACGAAGUUAAAUGGGUCGGCUUGCUUCCUAAGCACAACACAAUGAUCUCGCGUGAAACCUUGCUCGAGCUUGGAUUCUUCAAGAUGGUCCAGGAAUUCGAUGACCACGAGGCUUCCCGAGAGGGUCUUGGAUUCCGUAACCUCGACCCCAAGGAGAUCUCCAAGCACUUCGAGGACGUUGGUCUGGACCCUGAGAUCGCCAACCACAACGAGAUCUCCGGAUUGUCUGGUGGACAGAAAGUCAAGGUUGUGCUGGCGGGAGCCAUGUGGAACAACCCCCACUUGCUGGUGCUGGACGAGCCGACUAACUUCUUGGACCGUGACUCGCUGGGUGGUUUGGCCGUGGCCAUCCGUGACUUCAAGGGUGGUGUGGUCAUGAUUUCUCACAACGAAGAGUUCGUGGGUGCGCUCUGCCCUGAGCAGCUGCACGUUGCCGACGGAAAGGUGGUCAGCCGUACCAACGCUGCGGUGUCCCUGGACCGAUUUGAAGACAGCGCUACCAACUCCCCGCAGGCGGGCAGCACGGCAGCCAGCUCGGCGGUGACAAGCGCUGCGGCCAGUGCUGCGGCAUCGGCAGCCAACUCUGGUGCAGAGGACCAGGGUGAGCUCAAGUUCAAGGCCAAGAAGAAGAAGAAGAUGACUCGCGCUCAGUUGAAGGAGCGUGAGACCCGUCGUCGUCUCCGUCACAUCGAAUGGCUGAACUCGCCCAAGGGCACUCCCCACCCGCCGGACACCGAUGACGAGGCCUAAAAAGUUUUCUUUAUGUCUUGGUUUGUAUGCAUCAUGAGCGUUAUGACUUUGGAUUGUUGGCCAUGGAUUUGAUAGACGACUGGUUUAUUUUCUUUUUGUUGUCUCAGGGGAUCUAAUGAAUGUUUUCCUAUCAGUAUAGAUGCUCAACUAGUAGAUAGAUAUCAUAGAAUGAAUGGCUUAUUCUUCGAUCAAGUCUCCGUCAUUUUUAUCCAUUGUCUCCUUAUAUGGAGUGAUUGCGUCCAAGAAUUAUUUUCUCAAUCUCCAA
This is a messenger RNA of Aspergillus wentii DTO 134E9, 3939 nucleotides long. RefSeq names its product putative mRNA-nucleus export ATPase (Elf1). Gene Ontology annotation, molecular function: ATP binding; ATP hydrolysis activity. Bases 315 to 3674 code for a protein of 1119 amino acids. The record is from RefSeq and is a predicted model, not a curated record. Lineage: Eukaryota; Fungi; Ascomycota; Eurotiomycetes; Eurotiales; Aspergillaceae. The transcript is spliced from 3 exons.